Messenger RNA from Morchella importuna, 858 nucleotides. RefSeq lists its product as uncharacterized. The record is from RefSeq and is a predicted model, not a curated record. The coding region runs from base 1 to 858 and encodes 285 amino acids. The transcript is spliced from 5 exons. Lineage: Eukaryota; Fungi; Ascomycota; Pezizomycetes; Pezizales; Morchellaceae.
AUGCCUCCACGACCUAGCCGUCGGGAUAGGGUGCGGGCAUUUUUCACAGAGAUUUCCAGUAUUCGUUCUAGGUCAAGGACUACCAGCCCAGCACCUCCACCUCCUCAUUCUCCUUAUCUUCCUCCUCCGACCAGAGUAGUACAGGUGCAGUCUUUACCUUCUCAAAGUCUAUCCCCGACACUCCCUGCUCCACCUCCAUCUACUUCAAUUACAAUUGCAAGCCCACCUCCAAUAGUUACAAUAACGUCUCCAUCGACUCUACCAAGCCUAGCUACACCGGCACUACCUCAAUCAGUACAAUCGCUACCUGUAGUAAUCGCCACACCACAACCACAACCACAACCGCCAAUAUCACCUGGCCUGGCGGAAAAUCUUGCUUUCGUAGAGGCGUUGAAGAUGCAUAUUGACACACUAUCCCCCGAAGAGCAACUGCAAUUUAAAGCUGGCAGCACCACUAUCACACCCGAAGCACUGAUAUCCCAAACCAGAAAAUACAAUGAGACUCACAACCACACGAGUCGCUCCCGGCAGUGUGCAUCACGGGUCGAAGGAUUCCUGAAGGCGGUCGAUGCAUAUUUAAAGCCAUUAUCGAUAAUGAUCGGGCACAACCCUCAGGUCUCAUCACUCGUUAUCAGGGCCGUAAGACUCACUAUGCAGGGUCAUUUAGGGUACCUCGCCCAAUACGCAGUAAACUUUAGUCAUUCUAAGAAAGUGCGAGAGGCUUUAUCUUCCGCUUAUGGCGAUUUAUUGAGUUUUUGUACGGGUGCACGGAAUGUCUUUGUCGAUAGCCAAGGAAACGAGAGUCGUUGGACGUCAUUCCGGAUUUUCUUGAGGACCACAUUAGAACCAUUUGAGUAA